Molecule: messenger RNA, 2742 nt
Organism: Caenorhabditis remanei
Lineage: Eukaryota; Metazoa; Nematoda; Chromadorea; Rhabditida; Rhabditidae
Exons: 11
Coding region: 1-2742 (913 amino acids)
Biological process (GO): snRNA 3'-end processing
Cellular component (GO): integrator complex
Source: RefSeq, a predicted model, not a curated record
AUGUUGUCUGGGACCGCCGAGGCGCAAUUGGUCCUUGAUAAAGGUCUCCGAGGUACUCCCACAGAGCAACUAGCAACGAUCUCACAGCUCAGUCGGUUAAUUGAAGAUCAUCCAGUGCCAACAUUUGUCAAUGCAAUGCUUCUUCGAGUUGCCGAUGCAUUCAAGGAUGGAAGUCUACCUUUGCGUGUUGCCAUUGCCCGUGCUCUCAGCCAAUGUGGAUCACAUUUAACACUUGCAUUUUCUGUUCCCGAAAUAUUCCGAAGAUUUCUCACAGUCAGUCAUUCGAAUGAUCCGAACGCUCGCGAGACAGUUCUAGAUGUUCUCGCUGAACUAUCACCACUUCUUCCGGAAUCCAAUCAAUGCCAUCAUUUGAUUCGGGAAUCACUUUCAACCGACAAUGAAGGUGAAUAUCGAGCGACGUGCCGUGCACUCAAAGCAUUCGCAUCAUUAUCACAUUCAUUUGCCGAAUCGAUUGUACUACAAAUUGGAAAGAUUCUCGAAGAAGAUGAAGUUUCAGAAUCAAGAAAAGUUAUGUUGUGCUCCUCGUUUUCCACAAUGAGCGCAACGGCUCAAGUAGUUGAACAAGUGUUUGAAAUCGCAAAUAUUAUUCUUCGUAGAACGAUAAGUGAUGAAUAUUUCAAUGCAUUCUUGAGCUCCACAACAAGUUUGUGCAUCGAAAUUAGAUACGCUAUUUCUAAGCAGAUAGCACUGUUGUUAGACCUUCUGAAUCCAUCAGAACGAGACGGCCCUCUUCCGUCAAAAGCUCGGCGUUCGAUUAUUUUGAAGGAACUGAGGCGAUUAGCCAAUUUUUCAAAUAUUUGGACAGAAGAACAAGUUAAUAUAUUUGUUGGAUCAUUGCAACCUGGAAUGAAUGAUCGCUCUCUUAUGGAUUUCUUCGAAGCAACCACAUCGCUUUCCAAGAAUUGUCCACAAUCAAAUCUGUCUUCAUUAAAAGGUCUCGUAAUGUCAAAUACUGGAUACGGAUCACAUGUUAAUCCAGAAGUCAGCAUACGAUUUGUGUAUUUCGCAUCUCAAGUUUUCUGUUCCCCACGAGCGUUUGAAAAUGAGACUCCUGAGUUCAUCGAAUCAACGAUGACUGCAUUCACAGUUGUUGUGGUGAGCACGUGCACUUGUGGUAAACUAAAAAGACGAUUAGCUUCAAAGUUGUACCGUGCAGUUGGUGACCUUUUGCUCACGUACCCUCAUACACAGUACCCCUUUGCAUUGAUGAUAAUUUCUGCCGUCUUCUCUGCUUUUGAUUCUCCAAUUACCAACGAUAACAAUCAAAAAGAACGUCUGGAGUUGAUGUGUCGACUGGUUGAUUCUGAGAAGUUAUAUAUCCUAGAGAUUCAAAAAUGGGCGUGUUCAGUGAGAAACGAGAAGAAAAGACUAUUUGAUGCAUAUCCUAGUGAAUUCUCAUAUCUAUGCGUCGCUGUUGGUACUUCAAUUCCUCCAGAUUUUCCAUCUGUUUUCUACAAUGAUUGCUCAGUGUUAAAGUACGACACAGCACGGAGUGCGUUCAGAAAUGGACACUGGAAGAAGGUGGCAGCUCCGAACUUGGAAAGUAUUGAUCUGACGAUAAUGCCACAAUUCGAGAGGAACUGGAUCACUGCUCUCCGAAACAUAGCCGAAUCACAGCUGACUGAAUUAGGACUUGAUGAACUAGAAAAGCAACAAAGUCAUUUAAUAAGUGCCCUUGCUGCAUUGAAAUCAGAAAAAACCCACCUUCGAUUCGGAGGAGAUCUUCGUUUCCCAAUUGGAAUGGUAUCAGCAAUGCUAUCGAGUUCUUACGCGUAUUUUCACAUGGCCUCAGUGAUGCAACCAUUUUUAACGUGCUUAUCGGGAGCUCUAAAACCUGAUGCCUUCUUCAAUCCAGUCAUGUCAAAACGAUUCUUAGUCGCUCUUACAUCAUGUGAAUCUUCUCUCAAUGAUGCUCUUGCGGAAUGGUCAUCUUUGUGCCGAGCUAGUUUUUGUGCUGAUCCAACAUCAUUCGAUCUCAUAACUCUUUUCUAUCUGCGCAUCUCAAUUCUUCUGGUGGCUGUCAAAGUUCUCCUGAAGAAGCAAUCUCCAGAUACAAUCAUCCAAAUACCGGCAUUAAGGAAUGCGCGGACAUGCUCACUACUUCAAAGAGAAAGACUUGAGUGGGCUAUCAAUAAAAUUCGGACCCUUCAAUCUAUCAGCACACCGAAUAUCAAUAUCAUCAAAACUCUCUACACAAUCACGGAACAACUCGCCACAACUCCAUACAUGCUUCCCAGAUUUUUCUUCCAACAAUUCUACUUCGUGGAUUUCAAGUUAUCAACAACUCCACAAGCUGAAAGAAACGAAACAGUGACUGUUAUGAGUGGGGAUACAGUUCCUGUUCGCGUUGAUGGUGCAAUUACUUCAACUCAUCCAUCACCAAUUCGUUCGAUUAUUGUCUUUGCGGAAGUCGUGUGUCCGACCAGUCAUACUAAAAGCCAAAUUUUGAAAGAAGUAGUUGAUCCGACUGAUAACAAGUACUUCACUGCUCAAUUUCUUCUCACAUUCAAAACGACAUGCGAAGUGAAAUUCCGAAUAGAGUUUAUUGAUCAAAUUUCUCGGAAGCAGUGGAAUGCCGAUGGAGGAUUGACACUUCCGAUCAUGGUUCGGGAAAAACCACAACCAACUGUACCCGAGAUGAGACGAGGGCCAGUGUCCAUUCCAACUGAUCCCAGACAAAUGGUUCGAAACUCAAUGUUCCCUCUUCCAGACCACAUCUAA